Penaeus vannamei (Pacific white shrimp) is the source of this 2265-nucleotide messenger RNA. RefSeq names its product sheepish (gene shps). Gene Ontology annotation, molecular function: oxidoreductase activity. Lineage: Eukaryota; Metazoa; Arthropoda; Malacostraca; Decapoda; Penaeidae. The record is from RefSeq and is a predicted model, not a curated record.
CUUGCUUGGCCUUUGACUGGCCUCACGUACUUUUGAGAGGAGACAAGCAACAGAUUAUUCGUUUCGCUUCUUUUACUUCUGUCACUUGUUAACUGAAAACCGAAGAAACGAUGCUGGACGUAAUUGUGGUAGGCGGAGGAGUCGCCGGCCUCUCUGCCGCCCACAAACUCAAAAAAGCGGGACUCAAGAUUGCGGUUUUAGAAGCUCAAGAUCGAGUUGGAGGUCGAACACUGACCCAGCCUGUGGAUAUAGGUCAGGGAAAGACGGAGCUCUUUGACCUCGGUGGCCAGUGGGUCGGGACGAGCCAGAAACACGUUAUGAACAUAUUACGAGAGCUGGGCCUUGAAACAUAUCCUCAAUACACGACAGGCACAAAGGUCAUGCAACUGGGUUCAGACAGUAAGAUUAGAACCUACAACAGCGACAUUCCUCCGUUGGGUUCAAUCAGGGGUCUGGUUCAACUGCAGCUCUUUAUAUGGAAGGUCGAGAAAAUGGCCGCCCAAACUCCUACUCAAGAUCCUUACGGGAGUCCCCAUGCACAGGAACUCGACGGCCUCACAGUCGAUUCCUUCGCAAGAAAACAUCUGUCGUGCGAAGCGGCCCUUCAGGUUGUUGAUGUUGCUUGCAAGGUUGCUUUCGGCGCGGACGCGACCAGGAUAUCCGCCAUUUUCUUUCUGGCUUACUCGAACGCGGCAGGAGGCGUCAUGAAGAUUCUAGAAGCCAAGGAGGAAACCGCUCAGGAAGCCAGGGUCAAGGGAGGAACUCAGCAAAUAUCCCAAAUCCUGGCCCAAAGACUGGGAGACGAAAUCGUUUUCUUGAGUCACCCCGUAGUUCGCUUGGACCAAACCGAAGAAAACGUGAAAGUGACGACAGAAAACGGGAAGACGUUUGAGGCCCGGCGGGUGAUCAUGACAGCGCCGCCAAACAUGAUAAUUAAGAUGAAAUUUUCACCUCCUCUUCCUCCUUCCAAAAAACUUAUCUACGAGAACUUACCUAUUGGACACCUUAUCAAGUUUGUUGUGGUUUAUGAUAAGGCUUUUUGGCGGGAAAACGGCUUCUCGGGCGAGGUCGUGAGCAAUGGCGGCUCCGAGAGACUUCCUUCGGGUUUGACUCGAGGGCCCCUAAGCGUGUGCUUCGACGCCACCACCCACAGAGGCACGCCGGCUAUUGUGGGGUUUAUUGCGGCCCGCCAGGGGGUCGAGUGGCAGGGAAAGACGAUAGACGAACGAAAAUCAGCUGUUUUAGAAGGCCUGGCGGACACCUUGGGAUCCUCCGCCAGGCACUGCGUAUCCUACACUGAGAAGAUCUGGGCCGAGGAACCCUAUAUAGGAGGGUGUCCUGUGGUCUUCGGAGUCCCGGGGGUGUCCUUCGCUCUGCCGCACCUACGCUCGCCCUUUGACAGACUACAUUUCGCCGGAACAGAAACAGCGACGGAAUGGACGGGUUACAUCAGCGGAGCCAUCCAGUCAGCUGAUCGAGCGGCCGCCGAGGUGCUGAAGAACCUGCGACCUGAACUGGUGUCUGAGAACGACCUGAAGGGAACCUGUUACGACCCUGAGAGCAUUCUUGGAGAAAACAGGACAAAACAAAAGCUACAGUCAGACAGCUACUUCAUUAUUGUAGCAGUCUUCAUAAUGGUUAUUAGUAUUGUAUAUGCUGCAUUGUUAUAGAUAAAAUAUUGAACUAAAUGUAUUCUAAUUACAUGAUUUUCUUAUAUAAUAUUGCGUAGAAUAUAAGGAGAUAAUCUAAGAUACAAAUCCUACUUCUGGUUAAUGUUUUAAGAAUAUAUUUUUAUGGCUAAAAUGAGCAUUCAUUUGUUCAUUCAUUGUCGUUAGUGCAGUUUAUAUAAUUGCAAUUCUUUGCUACUGCUGACCACUAUAUUGAUGAAAGGUUCCUUAAAUAUGUAAACUUUGCAAAAAUAAGUACAUUUGCCAAGGACAAAGAUAUAGUACAUGUAGCUGCAUGUGUGUGAACAAUACAUAACAUAAAUUUUAAGUCAGUACUUCUAAGCAUUAAUAUGUUCCUAGUAUACAAAAAAUAUGUAUAUCAUAUGUAGUAUGUAAUUUGAUCAUAUUUUAAGAUAUCCUUCAUACUUCAGUUGUAAAACAUGGUAAGUAGAAACACCAUUUAUAUUUCACAUUUUAUUUAUAUUUAUCUUUUCAGAAAAAUAUUAGGAUACUUAUAAUCCUGUGUACAAUUGGGCAGUGCAGAGUACAGUAUAUAUAUGAGAAUAUGUGACAUACAUAUAAAAUAGGUUUGUUUGUU